AAUAAAUGGAUUAUGUUUUUAGUUGAGAGAGCAUGUCAGAAACCCUCAUCCGUGUUAUGUACAUUUAAUUAUAGCGAUCUGAAGAGUAAACUACAUCUUUGCUUUUCUGCUUUCCCGCUGUUCAUUUUUUCAUUUGUGAGACCAAAUGACGUGUGAUGAGGUGACAGCAAACGAACUGCGGAAGGUGAAGACAACACACCAGCACAAGUGGUUUAACUUGGAUGGGCUACAGGUGGAUUGACACACACACACAGAGCAGAGGACAUGUGGUGGUUCCAGCAGGGUCUGUGUAUUCUACCAGUGGCUCUGGUAUUAUGGACGGCAGCCACGUUCAUCUUCGCUUACGUCACGGCUGUGGUGCUGAGACAUGUGGACCCACUGGUGCCAUACAUCAGUGACACAGGGACCGUUGCCCCAGAGAGAUGUGUGUUUGGAAUAAUGCUGGACAUGUCAGCAUUCUUAGGUAUAGCCACCAUGUAUGUACGCUACAAGCAGGUCCAAGCCUUGACAGACGAGGAGGAGUCAAAGCUCCAUAAACUCAACGUCUUGGGCCUGGUGCUGGGAUGGACCAGCUCAUUUGGCAUGUGCAUCGUCGCUAACUUCCAGGUACCCAUUGACUUAAAACCACUGUUCUCCAUGCACCUGGUGGGGGCGAUAUUGACGUUUGGCGUGGGGGCCCUGUACAUCCUGGUGCAGAGGCUGGUGUCUCUGUACAUGCAGCCUCACGUCCACGGGAAGAGUAUAUUCUGGGUCCGACUCAGCAUUGGAGUGUGGACCUUCGCCAGCAUUAUCAGCAUGUUUGUGUCAUCUGUCAUCAUGUACAGCAGUCUGCCUGGAGUGGACGUGGCCCAUAAACUGCACUGGAUACCUGGAGAGACGGGCUACAUUCCUCACAUCAUCAGCACCAUCUCUGAGUGGUCUCUGGCUCUCUCCUUCAUCAGUUUCUUCCUCCGCUAUAUCCGAGACUUCCAGAAAAUAACGCUGCGGGCAGAAGCGGACCUAAAGAGUAAUCACAUGAAUGAUUCGCCACACUACAGCGUCACCACACCUGUCAACCAAUCAGAGACCUCUCCACUGCUGGCGGGGGGCAUCUGAACAAGACCACUCCUAGUAGUGUGAUGGAGUCAAGCUGUAAAUGUGAACAAACUGAAUGGAAUAAAUGAGAUUAUAAACCGGA
Coregonus clupeaformis (lake whitefish) is the source of this 1177-nucleotide messenger RNA. Its product is annotated as DNA damage-regulated autophagy modulator protein 2. Gene Ontology annotation, cellular component: lysosome. Lineage: Eukaryota; Metazoa; Chordata; Actinopteri; Salmoniformes; Salmonidae. Gene Ontology annotation, biological process: regulation of autophagy; photoreceptor cell maintenance. The record is from RefSeq and is a predicted model, not a curated record. Bases 265 to 1095 code for a protein of 276 amino acids. The transcript has 8 exons.